Lactuca sativa (garden lettuce) is the source of this 1056-nucleotide messenger RNA. Its product is annotated as dehydration-responsive element-binding protein 3. Gene Ontology annotation, molecular function: DNA binding; DNA-binding transcription factor activity. NCBI's taxonomy places the organism in Eukaryota, Viridiplantae, Streptophyta, Magnoliopsida, Asterales, Asteraceae. Gene Ontology annotation, biological process: regulation of DNA-templated transcription. The record is from RefSeq and is a predicted model, not a curated record.
GAUAUAUACUGUUUAUAAGUGUAUCACUCAUUCAGAAAUGGCUCAAUCAGGUUAAGGCUCAUCGUUCGUCUUCUACAAACCCCCCAAAAGAUUGCAACUUUUUCCUCAGUCGUCUUGCUUUCUAACGAACACUUCGUGAAUAUAUGCACUUAUCAACAUCCAAUCAUAAGUUUUUGCAGUAACAACUAACAAUGAGUGCAGAUAAUCUCAAUUCUGAAGCUGAUGAUUCCAGCUCCAACUCCUUCACUUCACCACCUUCUUCACCUAACCACAAACCUAAACACCCUAAAACCAAAACCAUCAAGAGAAGCCGAGAUUCCAGCACCAAGCACCCUAUCUACCGCGGCGUUAGAAUGCGUAACUGGGGCAAAUGGGUGUCCGAAAUCCGUGAGCCGAGGAAAUCACGGAUAUGGCUCGGAACUUACCGGAACCCUGAAAUGGCCGCUCGUGCACACGACGUCGCUGCACUUAGCAUCAAGGGUAACUCAGCCAUUAUUAAUUUUCCGGAUUUGGUUGGGUCGUUGCCUCGACCCAUUUCGUCGUCUCCGAGGGAUGUACAGGCUGCAGCAGCUAAAGCAGCUGCCAUGGACACGUUUGACUUUCCACCUCCACCCUCCACGGUGGUGUCGGAGCCGGAGGAACUGAGUGAGAUAACGGAGCUUCCAAUUCUUGGAAGUUUUGAGUCUGCUGAGUUGAAUAAUGAGUUCGUGUACAUCGACUCGAUGGUGGAUGGAUGGCUCUACCCACCACAUGAAUGGAUUAAUAAAAGCGGUGACGACGACGGUGGGCAUUAUUCCGGUCAGAAAAAUGUGGUUUCCAAUGAGUUUGAAUCUUUAUUGUGGAAUUAUUAAUGUGUGUGUUUUCGACUUUUUUUCUUUCUUUUUUUUUUCUCUGUUUAACCCUUUAGCUUUCUACUUCCAAAAUCUUCUCCCAAAAAAUAUUGUGAUGAAGGAUGUUUCUAAUUAUUUUGUUUAUAUGUUAGGACAAAAGAAUUAAAUUGAUCGGAGAUUAUAACAUGUCGUUUUCUCGCACAACAACGAGGGAUGGUUUUCUCAA